CAGUCUCGUGGCAUUUCCUGCUGCAGAGCCUCCUGCCAACAGCUGUCCUGCUGCCGAGCGGCUGCCGCCUUUCGCCCACAUCUGUUGCUUUUCCGCCGCUGCCCCAGAGCGGGGACCCCGCGGGCUGCGAGCGAGAGGCAGAGGCAGCCCCGGUCGCUGGCAAAGGGCGAGGGCGCCUUCCCGUGCAGGCAGCGCAUGGCAGUGGUUGGGAGAGAGUGACACUUGGCGGGUGGGAGCGGCGGCGGCGGCGGCGGCGGGGCCGCGCGGGCUGCUGUAGAGCUCGAGGCGACCGGGAGAGCGGCUCGGCUCGGCGAAGGUCAGGAUGACUGCGGCGCCGGGGAGAUGCUUCCUCGGGAACUUGGGACGAUGGUGACGAGGAGCCGCGCAGCAAAAUGGGGAACGCGCUUUUUUUCUGAGAGGCGGCGGGAAUUGGGCCGGGGGGAUCGCGGGCUGUUGCUGCCUGCGCGCUAAGAAGAAAACCCCCACAGCUCAUGCCAUGAAGGAAGAGAAUUUUCUUCGACGCAGGUUCUCACUCUGCCCUGCCUCAUCUACUCCUCAGAAGAUUGACCCUCGUAAGCUGACCCGAAACCUGUUUUUUGGGGCUGAUAAUGAGAUCUACCCACUCAGCCCAGGGAAAGACAUGGAUGGAAAUGCAUUGUCCAUGCUGAAGGAUGAGAUUCCCCAGACACCAAACUCUAUUAAUAAGAUUGAAUACAAGUUCUGCAAUGGGUCUGAUAAAGAAUGUGUAUCACCUAUUGGCAAAAACAACAAGAAAGAGACUUUGAAGGUACAAAAGAAAAAUUAUAGGCAGGAGAAGAAAAGAGCCACCAAGCAACUCUUCAGUGCUUUGAAAGAUCCCAGUGUGGUCAUUAUGGCUGAUUGGCUGAAGAUUCGUGGGACUUUGAAAAGCUGGACCAAGUUGUGGUGUGUACUAAAACCUGGAGUGCUGCUGAUCUAUAAAACACCAAAGAUUGGGCAGUGGGUGGGAACCAUCUUGCUUCAUUCUUGUGAGCUAAUUGAGAGACCCUCCAAAAAAGAUGGCUUCUGUUUCAAGCUUUUUCAUCCUCUGGACCAGUCAAUUUGGGCUGUGAAGGGUCCUAAGGGAGAGAAUGUUGGUUCAAUCACACAGCCUCUCCCAAGCAGCCAUUUGAUCUUCAGGGCAGCUUCUGAAUCAGAUGGCCGAUGCUGGUUGGAUGCUCUGGAACUGGCCUUGCGUUGCUCCAGUCUGUUCAGGCUGAGUGCCUCAAAGCAGGGAAAGGAUGGCGAUCUGAACUGCUCAACUGAUUCUUCGCAUGCUGGGCUGUACAACCUACUGCACACAGCUACAAUAUCAGACCAGGAACUUUUCCAUCUUAAUGAAUCAGCUUUGGAGAACCAUCAUCUGGAGAACGAUGCUUUUUCAGACAAAUCUGAGAGAGACAACAUAGAAGAGUCUGAGAAUGAAAUGCACGAGAACAGCCGGAAGACUAAUGAGAGUGAGAGCGAUCAGUCUGAGAUUCAUGGGGAGUUGUCCCAGGAAAGGAAAGGGACAACCUAUUUAGAACAGAACUAUGAAGAGUUUGGAGAGACAGGUGAAACUUCUCAAACAGAAACGGUGUCAGAUGAGAACAAAAGUCUGAUGUGGAUUCUUCUGAAGCAGCUGCGGCCUGGCAUGGACUUGUCUCGUGUAGUUCUGCCUACUUUCAUCUUAGAGCCACGCUCCUUCCUCAACAAGCUUUCAGAUUAUUACUAUCACGCUGACCUACUUUCCCAAGCUGCUCUUGAAGAAGAUCCAUACGGUCGAAUCAAGCAAGUCUUGAGAUGGUACCUGUCAGGCUUUUAUAAGAAGCCAAAGGGAAUUAAAAAGCCAUACAAUCCCAUUUUGGGAGAGACCUUUCGUUGCUGUUGGUUUCACCCACAGACAAACAGUCACACAUUUUACAUAGCAGAACAGGUUUCUCAUCACCCUCCUGUGUCAGCCUUUCAUGUCAGUAACCGGAAGGAUGGGUUCUGUAUUACUGGCAGCAUUCUAGCCAAAUCCAAGUUUUAUGGUAAUUCACUUUCAGCACUAUUGGAUGGGCAAGCCAAGCUUACUUUUCUAAGCAGUGGAGAGGAGUAUGUUAUUACUAUGCCAUAUGCCCACUGCAAAGGAAUACUGUAUGGUACCAUGACAAUGGAGCUUGGAGGAAAGGUUACCAUUGACUGUGAGAAAAGCAGUCACCGAGCAGAACUGGAAUUCAAAUUAAAGCCUUUCUUCGGUGGCAGCACAAGCAUUAAUCAAAUUUUGGGGAAGAUUAAAUUGGGAGAAGAAGUGCUGGCGAGCCUUGAUGGACACUGGGAUGGAGAAGUAUAUAUAAACGAACUGAAAAAUGGCUGCACAGAAACUUUCUGGAACCCAACCAGUGAAGUCCGAAAGCAGAGGUUGAAGCGUCAUAUUGUGCUGUUUGAAGAGCAAACUGAAUUUGAAUCUGAAAGACUUUGGCAACAUGUAACAAGUGCAAUAGGCAAAGAAGACCAACACAAGGCAACUCAAGAGAAGUUUGUUUUAGAAGAAGAGCAGAGGAAUGCAGCACGGGAACGGAAAGAGAAUGGAACCGAGUGGAAACCCUUACUCUUCUGGCAUGAUCCUACCACAAAUGAAUGGCACUACAAAUAUGAGGAUUUAAGGCCCUGGGACCCUUUGAAUGAUAUUGCCCAGUAUGAAAAAGAUGGAAUACUUCAAACCAUGCAGAGGCACUUAUCCAAUAGAAUGUCAACUCACAAAAACAUGUGCAUCAGCAACCAAGUUGCACGACACAAGAGGUCUGCAAACGAUUGUAGGAGGCGUAAAGCCAGUGAUCAACCGUCCAACAACAGCCAGAACACAGAAAGCAGCUGUUCUACACCAGAAUCUGUGCAGGAACUGUCAGAUGAUGAUGGUUUUGAAAGUCCGUGUACUCAGUGUGGGAAAGAAAGCAACCAUCUGAAGGAAAUUCACACUGCAGUCUUAUCCCUCCAGAGAGCCCAACAGGAUAUUCACAGAAACCUCAGUGCUCUGAACAAAAAGUCUCUCUACAGGAGGGCCUCGUCUGAAAACCUCUUCCUGGACUCUCGCUGUUGGUUUCUUCUUUGCAUCUUUCUAACAUGUCAGCUAUUAAUUAAUUACGUGUUCAAAUAAAAGCACUGCGUGUGGCAGCAAUAAAUGUGACAUGCUGCUGGAAUGGGGAGACAGAAAUGCAAGGAGCCCACUUGAGGCACCAAGCACUUUAAUACCUACGCAGCAGGGGGCAGAGGAAGAAAGAAACAAGGUCAACCAGGGAACCUACAAGUUUUGUUCGUCAGAUUAUGUCAUUGCCUUUUUACAUGUACAUCUACAAGGACCUCUUUACCUGUAUGGGCCUUAAUGCUAAAGCCAAAUGUAGCUUUAAAUGUGCAAUGUUGUUUUUCUAUGUCUUGUCAUUUUUCUGACGCAGUUUAAAAUCUACCAACCAGUAUUGGUUCUCCCUUGUAACACUAUACACAUCUACUUGGUUUUGUACAAUGGUUCCCAAUGGCUUGUUUUAUGGCUCUUCUGUAGGUGUGGGGGAGGGGGUGGGAGCGGGGAGAAUAUUUUGGCAUCAAGAUGACUGCUGAAUUUGAACAAAGAGAAGGGAGCAUUGGGCAGUCAUCUUAAACAUUAAGCCACUGGAGUAUAGAAAGCACAGCUUCUCCUUGGAUCUUUGGGUCAGUGCUCUCUCACACCAAACACCUGUGACCAAUUCCUUGCACUCCAUUCCCCAGAGAUUGUAAAUAUGCACGAUUUCCUAAAGCUUGCCUCUUUUGGGAAAUACGAAAUGACCUGUACACAGCUUCUAAACGAUGCCCAUUGGGCCAUAGCGUCAAACACACCUCUUUAUGAAUCAGUUCAGAUUUUUUAAAAUAUAUAUAUACAGAGCAAGAGUUGAUUUUACAUUGAGCAAAACAUAUACACACAACCAUUGUAUAAAGGAACGGGUUAAAGAGGAUGGCUGUUUAAAUGGUUCUGUAUAUAGGAAAUUUUAUAUGUUAUAAACUCACGCCAGAACUGGGGUGCACCAGGCUGCUUCUGUGACUUGGGAGAGCUUUUGAUGAGUACAGGGUAGCUGCAUGAGCAGGCACAAGCAACUGUUCCGGGUUUUUGUUUUUGUUUUCCAAAGGGAUUACUUGUACCCAAUUGGUUCGACUUCCCUGUGUUUUGUUUUGAAGACUGACUGCUUUCUUGUAUCAUAGAAAGCCCCUCCCCUGCCUAGGGAUGAUCCUGUGAUUGUGUGAAGACGCCCUGUGUGUGAUGUUUGCUGUUAGGUACAUUUAAAGGUUAAAGGUCAGGAAUAGUAAGGGUUUGCCACUGCAUCCUCUGAAUCUGUUGAUAGUCUUCCUAUUUUUACAUCAUUUUUAAAAGAUUUGCAAUAUUUUAUGUAGACUUGCAGCCAGUACGAAGCCUUUCUUUUCUGGCCCGAAGUAGUUCCAAGUGGUAAGUACUGCUAUAUAUAUAUAUAUAUAUAUAUAUAUAUAUAUAUAUAUAUAUAUAUAUAUAUAUAUAUAUAUAAAGAUUCCAUACACACACACACACACACACACACACACUGCCUUAAAAAUAUUUAGUGGUGGUGCCAGUCUGGCUAACUUUCAGUGUAAAUGUUUCCAGAUUUUUAACUACAUUCCUUGUGAUGUUCCCCUGUAAGGGGAUACUUUGUUUGUGCUUGAUACGUUGAAAUAAAAAUACACAACUUUCACUUA
Messenger RNA from Eublepharis macularius, 4713 nucleotides. RefSeq names its product oxysterol binding protein like 5 (gene OSBPL5). Gene Ontology annotation, cellular component: intracellular membrane-bounded organelle; membrane; cytosol. The record is from RefSeq and is a predicted model, not a curated record. Gene Ontology annotation, molecular function: sterol binding. Lineage: Eukaryota; Metazoa; Chordata; Lepidosauria; Squamata; Eublepharidae. Gene Ontology annotation, biological process: phospholipid transport. The transcript has 22 exons. Bases 497 to 3136 code for a protein of 879 amino acids.